Rhizophagus irregularis DAOM 181602=DAOM 197198 is the source of this 333-nucleotide messenger RNA. RefSeq lists its product as uncharacterized. Lineage: Eukaryota; Fungi; Glomeromycota; Glomeromycetes; Glomerales; Glomeraceae. The record is from RefSeq and is a predicted model, not a curated record.
AUGAUCAGAACCUACAACAAAGAAGAUGUUGCCAUUCCUCUCUAUAUCUUUGAGCCUCGUAUUUCUUCUCCGUAUUUAUAUCCUUUAUCUAAAUCACCAUCACCAAAAUAUUUACUUUCCCAACCUCCUUCUCAAUCUGCUGCUUCUUCUUUCGUUGAUUUUCUUCAAAACGUCAGUCCAAGUUACUUAGCGCAAAAGCAAAGAGAAUUACGACGAAAAAUCGAAUUAGUAAAAGGAAAAUCUGUUAAGAAAAUACAGGACGAAGUAAGCUUAAUUGAUACUUUAUUAAAUGCAGUAUCUGACCUAACAAAAGAAAAUAUUGAAUUAAAAUGA